Molecule: messenger RNA, 1560 nt
Organism: Panonychus citri (citrus red mite)
Lineage: Eukaryota; Metazoa; Arthropoda; Arachnida; Trombidiformes; Tetranychidae
Product: putative nuclease HARBI1
Exons: 1
Coding region: 104-1228 (374 amino acids)
Source: RefSeq, a predicted model, not a curated record
AAAGUCAUGAUUAAAAUUUAAUCAUGAUAAUUACCACGAUUAACUUUUAAUUUUGACUUUUUCCUUGCUUUAUUUACUCUUUUUUGUUUAUGUUUCAUGAUAAAUGGAUGAUUAUGAGUUUGUUUUCAAUUUACGCCAGCGGAAAAGACCUCAAAGAAAAACAAUUCUGCCUAAAAGUGACCCUUUUAUUGUGUUCGAUGAUUAUAAAUUCAAAAAGCGUUUCAGAAUGAGUAAAAAAACCUUCCAUGUGCUUCACAACCUUGUCAAGAAUGACCUUAUAGUUAUUGGAAACCGAGACAAUCCCAUUAGUUCAAAGAGACAAUUACUAAUUGCUCUGAGGUUCUACGCGACAGGUUCGUUUCAAAUUGUUAGUGGUGAUUUGAUUGGAUCUUCACAACCAACAAUAUCCAGAAUAGUCCUCCGUGUGUCGACAGUUAUUGCCAAAUAUCGUUCAAGAUUCAUUGUUUUCCCAUCUCAUUCAGAGGAAUCAAAGGUAAAUAAGUUUUCGCUAGCGUACAUUUAUCCUCUUUUUAAGUUGAAUUCCGGUUUUUCAAAAAUUGCAGGCUUUCCGGGUGUAAUUGGAGUUGUAGAUGGAACACACAUUAAGGUCAAAGUCAAGAAAGAAUUACAUGAAAGAUUCAGGAACAGAAAGAAUGAAAUCACAUUGAAUUGCCAAGUUGUCUUCGAUCACACAAUGAAAUUCAUUCACUUGAAUGCUAGAUGGCCUGGUAUUACUCAUGAUAGUAGAGUCUUUAAGGACAGCGAACCUUUCUACAUCUUGGAGUCAGAUGAACGUUAUGAAGGACAUUUAUUAGGUGAUUCAGCUUACCCCUGUAAAAAAUAUCUGCUCACCCCUUUAAGUAAUCCUAGUACGCUAGCGGAGAUGAUUUAUCAAAAACACAUAAAAACACGUAAUCUAGUUGAGAGAAGCAUUGGUGCAUGGAAAAGAAGAUUUUAUUGUUUGAAUGAUCUUCGACUCAAAUUUUCAACUUCACUUGUCGUAAUCGUAGCAGUAGCAGUACUUUGGAAUUUUUUAAUAGACGAAAAAGAUGAAAUGGACGAUGAAGAAAAGGAUAUCGUUGAAAAUUGUGAACAGAUAUUCGCUAGCAAAGGAGGCACACAGGCUGGUUUUACAAAACGAAAGGAAAUCAUCGAUUACUUUUGUUCAACUAGAUCGAGUGUAACUGUAUCCACAAGAAGUGUAUCAUCAGCGUUGUCAAAUGAAUAAUCUGGUGCAGAAUUUUCAAGCUUCUCAAUCUUUAGAUCGAGCAAAAUUUUCUUUGUUUUCAUGUUCACGAGCUUUUGUUGUAACACUUCCUUUUCCAAUUUCAUUUUCUCAAUAAAAACAUUUUGCUCUUCUGUUGAAACGUAUUUUCGUUUUUUACUGGUUGGUUUAGUUUUUUUCGCAAGCGAGUGUUGAGAAUCAUUGUCUUCGUCAAAAACAUAAAAACUUCAGCCUGUGAGAAAUACUUACUAUCCGAGUCGAAAAUAUUCUCAACUGGCUUGAUUUUAUCACCCAUUACAUCAAUAAGUUUCGCAUCAAUUGAUUCCAAUGUCGAC